AAAAAAAAAACCCAGCUGCAUCAGCUUAUUUUCAACGCCAACAACAGAAGCGUGCUUGCUUCGUUGCUUGGUUGGUUCAAUUGUAUCAGUAUAUACUCAGAAGCCAUGAUAUUAGUUGAUGGCAUUCCAUUUUCUACCCAUUCAUCUCACCCUCAGGGAAAGGAUAUUCUACUUGAUUUGUUGGAAAAUCCCAUUCUGGUAUCAGCCUCAAACUCUUUGAAGGCUAACUCAGAGAGGAAGUUCUCAGUAUCUGAUGAGUCUAGUCCAGAGAGAUCAAAAUGGGUUUAUAUAUUCCAGAGAGAAUAUGCUACCGUUGACCCCGCCCUUGUUGAUUUUGUUGGCACCGAUGAAGCAACAACGUGUGUUGGCCUUGUUAUUCGGAACCAAAAGAAUGGAAUGACGUCAGUUGCCCAUAUGGAUUCACCAAAAAUUGUAGAAAUGGGCCUCUCCCAAAUGUUAUCAUCACUCGUCGACAACAGUUUGGAGACUGAGUUUGAUGUGCAUCUUAUUGGGGGGUUUGAAGAUGUCUCACUGCAACAUGCUAAUGGUAGCACAGUAUCAGAAAGCCCUGCAGAUUUGGAUGGUUAUUCCUUUCCUCUGUGUUUAAAGAUUGUUCACACUUUAUGGUCAAGAGAGGAGAAGUUUCACAUCCGAACUAUCUGUGUUCUUGGACAUAAUACCAGAAGGGAUUCUGAUGGAAACACAUACCCCUUUUUCAAUGGAUUUGUGGCGGAGACUACAACAGGAAUCAUCAUCCCAGCUAUCUUUGAUAGAACUUCUAGAUGUCCAGAUGAAAUUGUCAGAAGAAUACGAGUAUCCGUGUCUUAUGAAGAUGCCAACUGGAACGGAAAGUUACUAGAAACAUAUGAUUGUGGCAUUGACUGUUUCAAAAUCGCUCCUUGUCGCUGGACUCUUCGCCAAAAUCAUAUUGCUUCAUCACUUCUGAACUAUUCUGAUUCCGAAAUUCUUUCAAUCUGUUCUACAUCACCUACUGCUGAAGCCCCAGAUUUUGUGGAGAAUUUAAAAAGGCAGUGGAAUUAUUUGAUCGAGCAUCCACACUGGACAGAAACCUUUCCCAAGAAGCAGCCUCGCACUUUUGCAAGGAGUUCUUCUGAUGGAAGGUGGAUAAGGUGUUGAUGACAUUCCAAGGUUGCUUAGGCCAAUCCUUGUCAAUAAUUAGAUUGCCUUAUUAAAAUGGUCAUCUCUCAUUAAACGUUUCAUUUCUCAUUCCUGUUAAGUUAUCAAAUUGCAGCCAUCUUUAGUUUUGAACUAAUAUGAUAUUUAAUUAUCAUUGUGCUGAGAAAAAUUUCUGCUAAGGACAACACUAGGAACAUGGUUAAGCCAGAAGAACCAUGAAAACCAUAAGCGAAACAGAAAUGGCGUGAAGAUUAGUCACUAUUCCAUGGCUCUUGUCAAAAUUGAAAAACUCUAUCAUAAGCAUGGGAUGUAGCGUUCUAGUCAGAGAAAUGAGAGCAACAUGUUCUCUAAUACAUUCUUUCAAACACAAGUUAUCCCAGUGAUUGAAAUUUAUUAGGACUUACUAGUACAAUAUUAUGCGUGUCUCACUUCUUUUGAACGAGUACCAACAAAUUCCAGCUAAUGGAAGUGUCGAAAAGUUUGUAUUGAAGAUUGUGUUAUUCUUUUUCCAACAGUAUUGUGCACGUUUGCACAAUUUCCACUUUCCAUUGACAGUUGGUCUCACACCAUUUUCUA
Glycine soja is the source of this 1713-nucleotide messenger RNA. RefSeq names its product protein N-terminal asparagine amidohydrolase. The transcript is spliced from 9 exons. The record is from RefSeq and is a predicted model, not a curated record. Gene Ontology annotation, molecular function: protein-N-terminal asparagine amidohydrolase activity. NCBI's taxonomy places the organism in Eukaryota, Viridiplantae, Streptophyta, Magnoliopsida, Fabales, Fabaceae. Gene Ontology annotation, biological process: ubiquitin-dependent protein catabolic process. Gene Ontology annotation, cellular component: nucleus. The coding region runs from base 106 to 1137 and encodes 343 amino acids.